AUGAAUGUAUCUCUUUAUGCGGAAUUAUUUGAAAAUAAAUAUAUAUUAAAAAAUUCAUCACAAGUUUGUUCUUGUCAAAAUAAUGAUUCAUGUCCUUCACCUGGAAAUCUUUAUUUAUAUAAGAAUUCUGAAACUUUUGGAAUUUAUGAUUUAAAUAGAAUCAAAGCAAAUGAAACAUUAUCUGGUAUAAUAAUUGAUUGUUUACCAUAUCAAAUGGCACUUUCAUCAUCAUUAGAAUAA
This is a messenger RNA of Adineta steineri, 240 nucleotides long. NCBI's taxonomy places the organism in Eukaryota, Metazoa, Rotifera, Eurotatoria, Adinetida, Adinetidae. The record is from the annotation of a GenBank genome assembly.